Molecule: messenger RNA, 7321 nt
Organism: Myxocyprinus asiaticus (Chinese sucker)
Lineage: Eukaryota; Metazoa; Chordata; Actinopteri; Cypriniformes; Catostomidae
Product: metal transporter CNNM4-like
Exons: 8
Coding region: 120-2720 (866 amino acids)
Biological process (GO): magnesium ion transport; magnesium ion homeostasis
Cellular component (GO): plasma membrane
Molecular function (GO): magnesium ion transmembrane transporter activity; sodium ion transmembrane transporter activity
Source: RefSeq, a predicted model, not a curated record
GUGGGCGUUGCGGAAUUUUGCAUUAUGCAAAUGAGGGGCGGUGCCCCGCAUGUGGCAGCGAUGACGUGACGUCAGGUCCAGCCUUGCGGAGAGAGAGCGAGCGAGCGAGCGCAACAAACAUGGCGACAGAGCGGAGUGGACAGGGGUGCCUUCUAACUUUCAUCGUGUUCCUCUGGAGCUCUGUCGGCGGGCGAACGGAGACGCCGAACCCUGGCUCGAGCAGUCAGAUCCUGGGCAUGCGGCUGGAGAGGAGCGAGAAGCCGGCAAGCACGACGGAGGACGGGCUCAUCCAGGUAACGGAGGAGAGCAGCUUGUUGCUCCGGUUUUAUGGGGUACACCUGAGCCCGGACGCAGCAUCCCACAUCAGGUUCACGGAGGACGUGGAUACGGGUGACAGUGAUGCAGUAAACAGGACUUGUGAGGAUUUCACCAAAGAUUUCAGCAUCAGCAGUUAUAUGAAUGUGAGCAGCAGAGGCACAUCAGGGUUGGUGAGUGUGUAUAUAAAGGCACUGCGUAAAAGUGAACGAGAAAAGACCUACAGCCUUUGUGUCAGGCAGGGUUUGGGUGAUAAAUGGGUUCUUUUGGGUGAUAAUGAUGGUAGAUUGAUAGUUGUGGAGGAGAAAGCUUCUCUUCUGCCCCUUUGGCUUCAGAUGAUACUGGUGUCAUGUUUGCUGAUGUUGUCAGGCAUGUUCAGUGGUCUCAACCUGGGGCUCAUGGCUUUGGAUCCAAUGGAGCUUCGCAUUGUGCAAAGUUGUGGCACCAAUAAGGAGAAGAAGUAUGCACGUAAAAUCGAACCCAUUCGGAGCAAGGGCAACUAUUUGCUUUGCUCUUUAUUGCUUGGAAAUGUUUUGGUGAACACUACAUUGACAAUCCUACUAGAUGAUUUGAUUGGGUCUGGCUUGGGUGCCGUGGUGGCAUCAACGGUUGGCAUUGUCAUAUUUGGUGAAAUUGUGCCACAAGCUCUUUGCUCUCGCCACGGUUUGGCCGUGGGCGCCAACACCAUUGUAUUAACCAAGUUCUUCAUGAUGCUCACCUUUCCAUUGUCCUUUCCUAUCAGCAAGCUCCUGGACUGUAUCCUUGGGCAGGAGAUUGGCACCGUGUACAACCGUGAGAAGUUGGUGGAGAUGCUGAAAGUCACCGAGCCCUACAACGACCUGGUCAAGGAAGAGAUGAACAUCAUACAAGGUGCUUUAGAACUUAGAACCAAAACGGUUGAGGACGUAAUGACGCCUCUGAGAAACUGCUUCAUGAUUCACAUCGAUGCGGUGCUUGACUUCAACACCAUGACUGAGAUCAUGGAAAGUGGCUACACGAGAAUACCCGUGUACGACGCGGAACGCUCCAACAUCGUAGACAUACUGUAUGUCAAGGACUUAGCCUUCGUUGACCCAGACGACUGCACAACACUCAAAACGGUCACCAAGUUCUACAACCACCCAGUUCAUUUUGUCUUCCAUGACACCAAGUUGGAUGCCAUGCUGGAGGAGUUUAAGAAAGGUAAAUCCCACCUGGCAAUCGUUCAGAAGGUAAAUAAUGAAGGAGAAGGAGAUCCGUUCUAUGAGGUUCUCGGACUGGUCACGCUGGAAGAUGUUAUUGAGGAGAUCAUCAAAUCUGAGAUCCUGGACGAGUCUGAUCUCUAUACUGACAAUCGUAACAGAAAGAAAGUGGAUCCCAACAAGAACAAGAGGGACUUCUCUGCUUUUAAACAUGAGAGGGAAUCCAAGGUGAAGAUCUCCCCUCAGCUAAUGCUAGUUGCACACCGAUUCCUCGCCACAGAGGUGAGUGUCUUCAGUCCACUCCAGAUCUCAGAUAAGGUGCUACUGCGAAUCCUUAAACAUCCAGAUGUCAUUCAGGAUGUAAAGUUCAAUGAGAACGACAAGCGCGCACAACAGCACUACUUGUAUCAGCGUGGAAAACCUGUUGACUAUUUCGUCCUAAUCCUUCAGGGUCGAGUGGAAGUAGAGGCCGGAAAUGAGAAUAUGAAGUUUGAAACGGGCCCUUUUUCUUAUUACGGAGUCAUGGCUCUAACUGCUCCUACCGUGGUGUCGCCUCGUCCGCGGCGCCUUUCGCUUAAGAGGUUUUCUCUGUUCACUCGUUUUCCAGAGUUUCGCUCACCGUCACAUAUGAGCGGUUUGAAUCGCUCGGCGUCUCUGAGCUGCACAGAGAGAGUUGAGUCCAUGUCUAUCAGCGGCAGUAACAGUCAGCUCAAUAACAGCCCGUCUUCACAGUACAUCCCUGAUUUUAAUGUGCGGGCCCUCACUGACCUACAGUAUGUGAAGGUCACUCGCUCACAGUACCAAAAUGGACUUCUGGCAUCUAAGCUUGACAGCACCCCGCAGUCCCCUGAGAGCAGCCAUACGCGACUGGAUCCCGCUCCCCUGCCACCUUCCACUCCACCCAUCACCUCCAUUGGAAACCACACCACAGCACCAGCAGCCUUAAAAGAGAAUGGACCCGAUGAGACCACCUCACUGCUCAACGACAAAAACAGCCUCCCCACACGCCGCCCCAGCCACAACCACCCUCAGAAUCAGUCGCACCUGAACACCAACGUCAACUCUAACUCUAGCCCUAACCCUAACAAUCACCCAAAACCUCAUCAUCCCCACGGUAACAGCAGUCCGACGUCACUCCCCAACCCCCAUAUGCAUCCACCGUAUCCAAACGCUCACGUCCAUACAAUCUCGCACACUCACGCUCACACUGAGAGCACCAUUUGACGAAACUAAUCUGGGGCCCUGUCGCUCGGAGCUCCAGAGUUGACCAAAUGCAAUUGCGCGUACACACACGCACAUCAACGCACAAACACGUAUGAAGUUUAACACGUUCAUGUGCUGGCUGACCCUUUCUCAGUCCUUUUUUUCAAAAAUGUCAGUUCCAGCUAGAAACUACAGUUAAUAUGGUAAAUAAAAAUAAAGAUCGCCUGACAUCUUGAUUCGAGAGGGCGAAGGUUUGCGUUAAAGAACUCCAAAACACUCAACAGGAUGUGUACUGUCCUUCCGGUUCCUCUCGUAAUCGUUUUGCAAAAUGAAUAUGCGUGUUUUAAAGCACCAGUUCAGACAAAAAUGACAAUUCUGUCAUCAUCUACUCACCCUCAUGUCAUUCCGUAUGACUUUCUUUCUUCUGUGGAACACAAAAGGUAAAUUUUUGAGGAAUAUCACGGACACUCUUUUCCAUUUAUUGAAAAUUAAUGAGAACUGGGGCAGUCAAGCUCCAAAAGCACUAUAAAAAUAGCAUAAAAGUAGUUCAUAUGACUUGCCCGCUAUAUUCAAAUUAUUCUAAAGCCAUACAAUAGCUUUGUGUCGAACAUUCAAAAAUUGAGGUGAAAUCUUGCCCUCCGCUGUAGCUCUCAAACCAGAAUUCUGCUAUUAGCUGCAUCACAUCAGGUUUGACAUCAAAAGUCAUUGUUUUUUGCAUGUCUCGUGAUGAAACAUUGAUGUCAAACUUGACUCGAUGAAGCAAAAUUUUAUUUGAGUGCCAGAGGGCAAGAUUUUGAGUGAAUAAUGACUUUUUAUCAUCCAAAGCUAUUUUAAGGCUUCAAAAGACUUGAAUAUUGUGCACAAGACAGAUGGGCUACUUUUUGGUCAUUGGUUUUUUUUGUGAUUUGGGAGCUUGACAACCCUAGACCCAAUGCACUUUUAUUAUAUGGGGGGGGUGGGGGAACGGCCAUAAUACUCUUAACCCUCAUGCACUGUUUAGUCAUUUUUUACUGAAAUCAAUUUUGUUUUUUUAAUACAACUUGCUUGAUUUAUCACAUCAGGUACGAGACUUGGUGAAAUUUUGUCCAUUUGAUAUCUGAACACACACAAAGAAAUUGGAGUUGAUUCAAUCAGACUAAGUGGUAGAAAAGUUACACUUGGACUGUUCCCGGUCAAAAGUGACCGCCAUAGGAAAUGAAUGGGAAAUACUAUAAAUCAGAGAGUUAUUUUUCAUUAUUUAUAUAUAAAAUCUAAAAAACAGCCACAAUGCAGAAAAAAAAACACACACAGACAUGAAGGGGUGAGACUACCAAACAUCAAGAGUGCAAAAUACAUACACACACACACACAAAACUGAACUGGUCAGACUAUAAAACAGAAUUAUUUUUUUGAAAUUUGUAAAAAAAAAAUCUUUAAAUCAGCCACAAUGCAGAACACACCAAAAUGAAUUGUGAGACCAUAACACAUCUGCAAUGCUGAACACACACACACACAUUCAUCUCGUUUCAGAAAGGGAUAAAUUAGGUUAUUACUUGUUAUUCUACUAAUUUCAGGUAUGCAAAAACUGGAGAAAAUUAUAGCCUCAAACAAAAUGCUAAACUUUGACAAAAGUAGUCUUUGAUAAUGUUUAAAUAUAUAUAUCUAAAUGCAGAACUUGUAACAAAAUCUAGAAAUCAUCUUCUCUUCAUCCAGGGAUGAAUAAGUAGCUCUCUGCAGCCAUCUAGUGUUUAUACUUGUAAUUUCAUCUUUUUCUUUUUUUCUUUUUAAUGGACAGCACAGUUUGGUUCUUGAGACUUUAAGCUUUCAAACGGUAUAUAAUUUAAGAGGACUGGUUUUUGAGGUAUUUAAAUUAGUAAAUAAAAAAUAAUAAUAAGGUCUAAAUACCCAAAACCCCACCCAAAAUGCACAACAUUAGUGCUUUUACAUGAUUUAAUUUAGAGUUGUUACAUUUCUUUCAUAGCAAUUAAAAAAAUUACACGUUUAUUGUUUCUGGUCACUUUUGACCGGGAACAACUGUAAUGUGAUUCAGUGAUGAACAGUGCAUAAGGGUUAAGAAAUGUACCUUUUCUGUUCCAUGGAAGAAAAAUGUAAUUUGGAACGACUUGACAGUGAGUAAAUAAUGACAGAUUUGUUUAAGUGUUCAAUUAUUUUUGGUGCUGGACGAGAUCUCACUGUGAUUUUAGGAGCUGCGGGUUCAGCCGGUGGUCAAGUUAUGUUGACUGUGUUUUCAUUCAGACUUGUUUGUCUGCUAUUGCAUGGUAGCCACUUAGACAGGUAUUCAUGUAGACACUCAUCUCUCAAAGCUUUUUGUAAAAUGUGUACUUUGCAUGCGACAAAUAGCAGUGCCCUUUGCAAAACCAGGGGGGGUAAUGGCAUUAUACAACAUUUCAUCAGUAUAAAACACAAUUAUUGUAAGAUAUGUACCUUUUAUAAUGUCUCUGACCAUGAAGACUACGUUUGUAUGCCAUUGUCUUUAGUUUACGGGAUCUUUGGGACAUUAAGAGCACUUUGAGGCUCAAUUCAUAAGCUAUUAUUGCCAUGGGAACUCCAUGGAUUCGGUAACGUUUGUGUGGAACUAACCUUUUAGCACAAACUAUAUUCCUUUCAAAGAGAGAGUUCUGAUCUAGAUUGCCUGCUGUAUGUUGUAGUUCUAUAUGAUUGUAUGAAGGCUUUCUUUUGAAAAUGAAAACAUCAAGCCAAGGUUAUUUUGGUGAAUUUUACUACGUGACAUAGCUUCAUGUGUUGAAAUAGUAGCUCUACGUGACAACCAUGAAGGGGAACUGUUUGUAAAUAUAGUUUGGAGACAGGAAAUUUGCUGAUGCAGAAAUGGUUUGGAGAAAUUUUGAGGUCAGUAUAUACAAAAAAAAUAAAAAAAUAAAAAAUAAAAAAAAGAAUGAAGCAAAAAAGGAUUGAGCAAUGACCACCGCAAAAUACCAAACCACAGACAUUUUAUAUGAAAUACAGUAUAUAAUAUAAAUUAUUUAAAUAUAUAUAUUCGAAAGAUUUAAUGUUUAUUUUUGUCUAAAUAUGUAUAUGUAUUUGAUCUACAUCUACAGUCAACAUUUUGCAUGCUUAGAUUAUAUUUAUUCUCUUUUGACAAUAUUUAGAAUUUUUUCCCCAAGUAAAUCACAUAAAUGAAAUGUCCUGGUCAUAUUUCAUGACAAUUAAGCACAUUUCGAACAUAUUCUCAUUAUGGUAAUUUGUUUGGACAUUUACUUUUGAAAUUGUUUGUAAUUCUCAUUGUCAGUGAUGAUUCCUGUUAUAUUAAUAAUAAUUUUGAGUGCAUUGCAGUUAAAAAAAAUACUGUAAUAAAAUAAUUUAUGCCAAUUUAAAUUUUAACAUUUUUAUAAGGCAGUGCAACAAAUAUUACCAUGGUGAAUAAAUACUUUACAAUUUAAAUAUUACAGUAAUGCACAAAAAAAAAAAAAGAACUAAGAAUUAGGAGGAAAUGUGAUUGUCAUGAAAAUAAAUUCACAAUGCAAUAUAUAUAUAUAUAUUUAUAUUUUUUAUGGUCCUACAAAAAAGCUUAAUUUAAUAUUACUAUUCUAAAAUUAUGUAAAAAUAUAUUUUAUAUUUUUAUUAUAUUUUAUUAUGAUUUAAUUCUUACUUUUGAUUUUGGGGGAAAAUACGACUCGGACUUGUUUUUGACAGGUUUUGUGAGAUUCACCCACUUUUUCUUUGUUCAUCUCAAAGGGUAAGAUGGGUCAGACAUGUUUUGCAAGCUUGGUUCUCUGGUUUGUGUGCAGCUGUGUUGUGAAUAUCUCUGGUGCUCCCGACGAUUCGUUUGAACGACCCGUCUCACGAACGUGAAUUGCUGCUCUUCUGCGCACUCAUGAACACUCACAGGAGAGCAACAAUCGGUGAAUAUUUUCACUAAAUAAUAAAUUAGAUUUAAUUUUUUUUUUUUAUAUAUAAAAUAUAAUAUAAUUUUUUCUUAUUAUAUGCCUUCAGAACAAGGCAUGAGUCACAAGGAAUAAUUUUUUAAACUUCUGAAUUAUACUUUUGCAUCCUUUUGAAGCUUGAAGAGGUGGUCACCAUCCACUGCUGUUGUAUGACAUCAGCGAGCAGAAUUUUUUUUCCAAAUUUCUCCCUUUGUAUACCAAAAAAGAAAGUCAGAUGGGUUAAGUCAACACAAGGGUGUGUAAAUAAAUAAUGACUGAAUUUCCAUUUUAGUGAACAUCCCUUUAAAAAUGAACAGAUCAUAAGUUAAUUAAACUAAAGCCUCAUUCCUUGCACUAGUAUUAAGACUGUGCUGCAACUCGGUGUGAUAGAUUUUCUAUAUCGACUUCCUAUGACAUUUUUGUUUUCCAUUGUGUUCCUCAUGAUGACCUGAUAUUAGAGAAGGUAUUGAAAUCUUAGUCUGAUGUAUUCACACUGUAAGUGCAUGCAUUGAAGGUUCUGUGUUAAAAGUGUUCCUUUAUUUCAGAAGUUGUAUUAAAGGGAUAGUUCACCCAAAAAUUGAUAUUCUCUCAUCACACACACACACCCUCAUGGCAUCCCAGAUGUGUAUGACUUUCUUCUGCAGAAGAUGAAAAGAUUUUUAGAAGAAUAUUUCAGCUCUGUUGGUCCAUUUAUGCAAGUGAAUGGUGACCACAACUUUAAAGCUCCAGCAAGAGCAUAAA